Molecule: messenger RNA, 5348 nt
Organism: Drosophila busckii
Lineage: Eukaryota; Metazoa; Arthropoda; Insecta; Diptera; Drosophilidae
Gene: Octbeta2R
Product: octopamine receptor beta-2R
Exons: 7
Coding region: 3245-4918 (557 amino acids)
Biological process (GO): adenylate cyclase-activating adrenergic receptor signaling pathway
Cellular component (GO): membrane
Molecular function (GO): octopamine receptor activity
Source: RefSeq, a predicted model, not a curated record
UGGUUUAUGUAUAAUUAUUGUUUUGUUUAAUAACUUUACGGUGUGCAAAAAAUGUGUUAUAAAUAUUGUCGCGUAUAAAUAUAAAUAUCAAUAUCAAACGACGCCUGCCGCACGUUCGAAACAAACUCAGCUCAAGCUCAAAACAUGCAAAUACUUGUCAUAUUUUUACAAAAACCAUAAACGUAAUGAGUGCAGUAACAACAACAACAACGACGAAAGGGCUGCUCAUCAUUAUUAGCAGCAGCAGCAGCGAUAGAUAAAGCUGCAAGAGCCAAACGCCGACGGCAGCGAUAAAUAUGUGCAGUCAACAAAUCGCCAAGUCAUAGAGAAGCCAAGAGAGAGAGAGCGAGUCUGUGUGUAAUCAUAAAAUAGGCACUCAGGCCUGAAGUUCUAGCAACUACAACUAUAAUCCAAGUCACAUUGCUCAACGCACACACACACACACGGACGCAAACACACAUUUUGUAUAGUCAAACAGCCCCCGGGUGCUGCAAUCAAAGUUUGCUUCAUCGUAACGACAAAACGGAAGUGUUGAUAUUGCCAACGCUUCAAGCUUGUGGCAGCGAUUGUGGCACUAACUGUGCCACACCAUUGAAAUUGUUGUCGCAUAACGACUUAAGCUGCUCCAAACGCAGCAGCAGCAGCGUCAGCGUAUUCUCUUCGUAUACGUAUACGCAACCCCUGCCUGGAGCUCACACUUGACAUCACACAUACGCAGCGUGUGUGUGUGUGUGUUAGUUUGAAUGCUUUAAAGGUCCUUGCCAUCUCAGUCUGUGUGUUGCUGCUGCUUCAAGUGAUUUUGUUUACUUAUGCCUUCUAUUUAUUUUCUAUUUAUUCGAUUUGCAUUUCAAUCUGACAGCGUCUGCGCUUUGCUCCAGCGCCAAACAAACUUUCAAAGAUUUAGCAUGCAAAUUUUCUUCUGUAUACACACAGAGAAAUCUCUCAAAUACACUUGUAUUGCAAGGCUAGACUUUCAGCAAAUACAAAGCCAAGUUAUGCCCAAGAUUUUUCCCAAGUGCUGCUAGUCAAUUCCAUUAAUGGUUUCAUUUGUGUGUGAAGCUUUGGGCUGCUUGGCAUCUAAAAGAUUUGUAGGCAGGCUCGCUCUCUUGGCUCUGGCUGCGAAAAUUGACAAAUUGGAACGAAACUGGCAGGCAGCCUACACUUGUAGUUGCAGCUUAUGGCCUACGCUCUGAAAAUUUUGGACUAGCGCCAGGGCGUGGCAAAGGCAAACGAACAGAGCAAAUGCCUUGGCAACUUCCAUAGCCUGACAGCUGACUUAAUUAACGUUCCAAAUAUCGCAUUAUCGCACAAGUGUAAACCGCAGAGUGUUCUCGGCUGCCUGCAGAAAGAUGUGUCAUUAAAUAUUGAGCCGAAAUUUUAAUGAACAUUUUAAAUUUUACCCCUACGCAUUUGCUUUGGGCUAUUUUAAAGCUUGUGGCCGCCAAAAUGCGAGUGGCCAAUUUGUACUCGUAGAGCUAUGCGUGUGUUAGUUAGUGUGUAUCUGUAUGUGAGUGACAGCAACAACAACAUGAUAAAGGCGGACACACAUAGCAAAAGCUAAAAGCGUGUCCGCACAUGAAAAUAAAACAUCAUGAGGAAAUUAAUUCAGCCAAAAGAUAAAUACAAAAAAUGAGAUAAACAUACUAGUCAUGUAUAUCUAUAUAGUAAAAGGCUAUAUAAAUAUGUGUGCUGCUUCUAUAGCUGAAGGAAAAUAAUAUAAUAAUGGCAUUUAGGACUGUUUUUUUUGUUGGUUCUUCCAACAGCAGCAACUUAGUUGCUUGGGCAAAGCGCCCAAAAUAUACAAAAUAUAUAUAUAUGAACUGCCGUGUAUAUAGAACAUAUAGUAGAGCAUAUAUAUGCUGAAAGAUGCUUAAGGCAAGCGGCAGAGCGAGAGUGACAUGCUUUAGCACAGCUGUUGUCAUAUAAAUCAUUAGCACACUAGUAUACAGGGUGAGGUCAGGGCUAGUGUGGAGUGACAAUGAAAGUGCAAAGCAGAGAUUAGCGUAGGUGUAGCUACGGUAUGCAAGUCAUUUAAGCAAGCACACCCUGUAAGGGCUCGGCAUUUGAUUUUAAUAUUUACACGCUCUAAAAAUAGCAACAAUUUAACAACAUUUAGCAGCAGCCCUAAAUAAACAAUAAUUAACUUAAAUCAAUAAAAGUAAAACGCGCGCACUACAAAUCUAUUUUAUGACUAUAAUGAAAACAAACACUUAAAUCUUUGGCCAAACUAUUACGCUCUCACGCUAAUUCAACUCUCUAUGUUUCUCUUUUCGAAAAUUUUGAAUAAUUUCGUUUUUAUGGCCCCCCGUACAGCAUUAAAAUAAUUUGUGUUGCUGAAAAAUAUAAAAGAAAGACCACUUGCGCGAACUUAAACUAAAACUAAAAAUAAAUUAAAGACAAGAAAUGUUAAAAAUAAAUCUAACAGAAAUUUUGUGGCAUCAGCAACAGAAGCAAACGAAGCAGCAAAAAAAAUGAACAAAAUUAAAAAGCAGACGUUUGUAGCAAGGAAAAACCUAAUCAACGCGCCAGCAACAACAACGAGUAGAAGAAAAAUUAACUAAAUAAGAAAAUAAAAACAGAAGCCGCAUAGUCCGAACGACAACAAGUCCAGCAGCAGCAGCAGCAGCAACAGUCAACAGCAGCAGCGCAGCAGCAGCAGCCUCCAUAAUAACAUUAUCAUUAACAGCAGCAACAGAAGCAGCAGCAGCAGCAGCAGCAACAGCGACGAAGCUGUCAAGUGUGUGGGCGUCGGCUGUGGCUGGCAAGGACAGGAGCAGCAGCAGCAACAUCAGCAGCAAACGUUUGAGCGGAGAGAGGAGAGAGCCAAAGCCAAACCGUUGCCGUUGCCGUUGACGUUUGCGUCGUGCGGUGGCAGCAGCAGCGAGAGACGCGCGCGCGGUCGCAUUGGCGAAUCAAUUUCCGUUGCGGUGGCCGUUUCAGUUUUGGUUUCAACGUUGCUAGCGCCACGCGUGUCGCGAAUGCCCAAAUGGCGCUAACCGCCGUCGUAGCCGUCGUUGUCGUUAAUGUUGUCGUCGUUGCCGUCGCUGUCUGCCCAGCAAAUUAAUGCAAGAUCAAGAGAGCAUAACGCUUAACCAGAGCUAGACCCGAGCACAGACUCAGACUUGAUAGCAAAAAGUAAAAAAGUUAAGCAAAGUCAAAUAGCUAAAGUGAAAGUAAAAGUAAAAGAAAAAAGUAUAAAAGUUGCAAGUGCGAAUACCAAGUCGAGAGUGAGUGAGGCCACAGCAUGGAACUUGGCCGGCUGCAUGCGCUGCUGCCGUUUGCUGCAACCACAACAGCAGCAACAGCAACAACAACAACAACAGCAACAUCAACAGUGCGUCGCAGCAGCAGCGCAACAAGGAUACGCAAAAGACGCUGCCGCUGCAGUCAACAGUCGGGGCAAUUAAAAGCAGAUAUGCCAACACGCCAACCAGCAAUCUCACAUAGCAAUAGCAAUAGCCACAGUCCUGCGAGUCUCAAUCUAACGCUGAUUGGCGCCACCGCGGCGCUGACCACAGCGGCCAUGUUGCAUACAACGAAUGCGCUUGCUGCCAACCAUAAUCACAACAACAACAACAACCACAACAACAUGCAUGAUGCUGUUGCACUGCUACUGCAAGGCACUGCCACGCCUCUACCCGCCACAACAACACACGCACUGAAUGCCACGCUGCUCAGCAGUAGCACAAUUGCUGCGCUGCUCAACGACAGCGCCGCAGCUGCAGCUGGAGCUGAAGCUGUGGAUUGGUUUGAUGAUGUCUUCUGGCUGCUGAAGGCAUUCGUAAUGCUCUUUAUCAUCAUAGCAGCUAUUUGUGGCAAUCUGCUUGUUAUUAUUUCUGUGAUGCGUGUUAGAAAAUUAAGAGUUAUAACGAAUUACUUUGUAGUUUCCUUAGCCAUGGCUGAUAUUAUGGUCGCUAUUAUGGCCAUGACAUUUAACUUUAGUGUGCAAGUAACUGGGCGCUGGAACUUUAGCCCCUUCCUAUGCGAUCUGUGGAACAGUUUGGAUGUGUACUUCUCAACCGCCAGCAUACUGCAUUUAUGCUGCAUCUCUGUGGAUAGAUACUAUGCGAUUGUUAAGCCGCUCAAGUAUCCGAUAAGCAUGACGAAACGCGUCGUUGGCAUUAUGCUGUUGAACACAUGGAUAUCGCCGGCGCUGCUGUCGUUUCUGCCCAUCUUCAUUGGCUGGUAUACGACAGAGGAGCAUCGCAUCUACGUGGCAGAGAAUCCGGAGCAGUGCUCGUUUGUUGUCAACAAGUACUACGCCAUCAUAUCGAGCUCAAUAUCGUUCUGGAUACCAUGCACCAUUAUGAUUUUCACCUACCUGGCCAUAUUUCGAGAGGCCAAUCGACAGGAGAAGCAGCUGAUGAUGCGUCAUGGCAAUGCCAUGCUAAUGCAUCGUCCCUCCAUGCAGCCCUCGGGCGAGGCCAUGAGCGGCUCGGGCUCAUCGAAAACGUUGACGCUGCACGAGGUGGAGCAGGAGCAUACGCCCACAAAGGACAAACAUUUAAUCAAAAUGAAGCGAGAGCACAAGGCUGCACGCACACUUGGCAUCAUCAUGGGCACCUUUAUACUCUGCUGGCUGCCAUUCUUCCUAUGGUAUACGCUCUCCAUGACCUGCGGUCCCUGCCAGGUGCCCGAGAUUGUGGUCUCCAUACUCUUCUGGAUCGGCUACUUUAACUCGACGCUCAAUCCGCUCAUCUACGCGUACUUCAAUCGCGACUUCCGAGAGGCCUUCCGCAACACGCUGCUCUGUCUGUUCUGCAACUGGUGGAAGGAUCGUCACAUGCCGCUCGACAUUGAUAUACGUCGCUCGAGUCUGCGCUACGAUCAGCGCGCCAAAAGCGUCUACUCGGAAAGCUAUUUGAACUCAACAACGCCAGCGCAUCGUCGUCAGUCCCAGAUGGUGGAUAACUUAUAAUACAGGGAUGAGGCGCUACUGACGCCAAUUGCAAAGCAGCAGCAACGCUUGGCCGCCGCCGGCAGCGGCAUGGGCGUUGCUGCCAGCGCGCCGGCUAAGCCCAACAUGGGCAACCUGUCGGCGGAGGAUGUGCAAGAGAUACAGAUUGAAAUACCCAUGGAAUAUAUCAACAAAUGGAAUAAGAACAAUAAUGCAGCAGCCGCCACGGCAUCCAGUCAUGUGUAAACUGAAAGGAAAGAGACUGAGCUGAGCUGUAGCUGAAGCUGAAGCUGAAGCUGUUGACAACGACCAACGAAUGCAGCGCAAAUACUACCUGAUGCAAAGGACAAUGUCGAUGUCGAUGUUGAUGUUGAGUCCAUGUCGCCGUUGCUGUCGCUGUCGCUGUCGCAUCCAUCGAAUUAAUGCAAUUAAAAAUUUUCCAUUUAUUUCA